UGUCUGUUGUGAAAAGGCUUAUUGUGAUUAGUCUUGUUCCUUUAUUUUAUCAUCUGAAAAAAUAUUAUUAUAAUAUUAAUAUUGAUUUCAACUGUAUCAUCCAGCACUAGUUUAUCAGAUUUGUAAAGUUAUGAGAUGUUGGAGUAAGUGGGAGGAGAGAGAGAGAGAUAGAGAGAGAUCAAGAGAUAGAUGGAAGAGGAUAAUAGUAUUUAAAACUUUAAGCACCCAGAUCAUCUCAGCCAGGCAGCAUUAGACGAUGAGAGUCACUUCCUACACCAUCACUGUGUGUGUGUGUAUGUGUAUGUGUAUUUGUGGAACGCCUCUCACAGCUGUGUGUCUGAUCGGUAUGCAUGCUGACAUGAUUUCUCUCUGAAUUUGUGUGAAAGCAUUUCCUAUUCUUGCCUUCUUAGUUUUGUAUGUGUGUGAGAUCACACAUGCAAGAUGCCAGCUGUGUGUGUUUGUGUGUGUGUAUUUGUAAGAGUUAGAUGGUGUUAGAGAUGCCAGGCUAUCACUCUAUGCAGGUUAAUUGAUUUUAGGUUCACACACACCCAGUGGGGACCAUGUUGACCCACCUCAGAGCUCGUAGCAGGAGUUUGUUCCCCAGCUACAAGCACAGCAGCUGGACCCAAGCUGUCAAAGAACCGUCCGAAUGUUUGGACUUCAGCAACACCUCCAUAAAGCCCUGGAACUCCAUGCAGGACCUCAGCAAAGACAUCUAUGAUCUUUAUGCUGAGGAUGAAGAUGAGGAGGAGGAUGAUCGAUUCGCAGUGUCUCCCUCCCGUCUGGCGCUUUCUCCAACCAAACACUUCACCCUCAACAUCAAUGUUGGAGGAACGGUGUACCUCCUGCCCUACAGGUUAGCUGCCAGGUAUCCGAAAACACGGAUUGGCCGAUUGGCUACAUACACAGACCACAGCAGGAAGUUGGACCUGUGUGAUGACUACAUUGUCCAGAGCAACGAGUUCUUCUUUGACCGGGACCCUAAAAUCUUCCACAAUAUCUUCAACUUUUACAGGACUGGAGUGUUGUGGAUUAAAGAUGAAUUGUGUCCCCGCAACUUCCUGGAGGAGAUAAACUACUGGGGCGUCAGAAUCAAAAACAGCCAACGCUGCUGCCGCAUCUCCUUCGAAGAGAGGCAGGAUGAGCUGAACGAGCAGCUGAAGAUACAGAGACAGCUGAUGGCAGAGAUGGAGAUGGAGGAGAACGAGGCGUUAUAUCACGGCAUGGCCUUCGGGCCGACCCGCAGGAAAAUCUGGAACCUGAUGGAAAAGCCGUUCUCCUCUGUCACUGCCAAGCUGAUGGCGCUCGCCUCCUCCGUCUUCGUGCUGGUCUCGCUGGUCGCCAUGACGCUGAACACAGUGGAGGAGAUGCAGUACAAGACGGCGUCGGGUCAGCCGAGCGGCAGGUUUUACGGCGAGUAUGUCGAAACGUUCUGCAUCGCUUUCUUCACCCUGGAGUACCUGCUCCGCCUGGUGUCCACCCCUGACCUGAAGCGUUUCGGAAGCAGCGUGCUGAACACGGUUGACCUGAUCGCCAUCCUGCCGCACUACCUGCAGAUGGGACUGGAGUGUUUUGAGGACAAGGACAUGCACCUGCAUUCAGGGGACAUCGAGACCGUGGGUCGUGUUGGAAAGGUGGGUCAGGUUCUGAGGAUCAUGCGUCUGAUGCGUAUCUUCAGGAUUUUGAAGCUGGCUCGUCACUCGACAGGCCUCAGAGCCUUCGGCUUCACACUGAGACAGUGCUACCAGCAGGUGGGCUGUUUGCUGCUUUUCAUCGCCAUGGGGAUCUUCAUGUUUUCAGCCAUGGUGUACACUGUGGAGCACGACGUUUACAACACCAACUUCACCUCCAUGCCGCACGCAUGGUGGUGGGCCGCUGUGAGUAUUUCCACGGUGGGCUACGGCGACAUGUUCCCAGAGACUAACCUGGGCCGCAUCUUCGCCUUCGCCUGCAUCUCCUUCGGCAUCAUCCUCAACGGCAUGCCCAUCUCCGUCCUCUACAACAAGUUCUCCGACUACUACGCCAAGCUCAAGUCCCACGAGUACACCACUGUCACCAAGGCCCGCGGGAAGGUGCACUUCACCAGGAGGGCGGCCAAGAGGUUCGCCGAGUGUUGCGAGGACGUCGUUCCGCCAAGGACAUCCCGCUUUCAGUAACCUGCGGCUUUCGAGUCUAUAGUAAGAUCUGGGAAGCAGGAGGGACAGUCCAGGAUGUGAUUGGGACAGCAGAGAAGAACAUCAGGAAAAGAUGGAGGGAAAACUAAAAUCUGGAAAGAAAAUUCAAAUCUUGGAAAGUGAUGUUGGAAGUGAAGCUGUGGCAUUCUAUACAGACUCCAUGGCAGAAAUAGACUGCAGGAAGAAAACACUUUUUGGAUUCAAAAUCUCACUCCCAAGUUCAAGAUCAGGAUUUGACCUGAAGGAAUGUUUCAUUUUGUGUCCUUUGAUCCAUCCUCUCAUUCAUCCCCUCCUCCUGUUUAUUCCUGUUAAGCCUAUCCAAGCAUGCACUGGGAGAAAGGUAAGGAAAUGCCCUUCAUUUUUUUCUUCUCCUUUAUUUUAUUUAUUUGCCAAAGUGUUAUAUAUAUUCAUCCUUUUUAAUCUACAUCUACACCAAAGCUGUCAACAGCAUCAUCGUCCUCUUCUCUUUCUCCAUCAACACUCUAUCCAUUAGUCUCUAAAGCUGACAUGUAAUCCAGGAUUCAGUAGCGCAGGACGACAGGACUGAAAUAAAUCAUAAGUCUCAUAUCCAUCUGGACCAUGGAUAUGAGACCUGUUUAUCUGC
Messenger RNA from Thunnus maccoyii (southern bluefin tuna), 2778 nucleotides. RefSeq names its product potassium channel, subfamily V, member 2a (gene kcnv2a). Gene Ontology annotation, cellular component: membrane; voltage-gated potassium channel complex. The transcript has 9 exons. The coding region runs from base 561 to 2156 and encodes 531 amino acids. Gene Ontology annotation, molecular function: voltage-gated potassium channel activity. NCBI's taxonomy places the organism in Eukaryota, Metazoa, Chordata, Actinopteri, Scombriformes, Scombridae. Gene Ontology annotation, biological process: protein homooligomerization; potassium ion transmembrane transport. The record is from RefSeq and is a predicted model, not a curated record.